GGAGCAGAACCAAGCAGUCCUCAGAUGGACCUGCAGCUGCAGCAGAGCAACCACAGCAGCUGCUCUGUGAACCGGGUCUGUGUUCCUCAGCCGGACUUUCUGACAGAUUCUUUUGGACCUCUGUGGACCUUUUGGACCGACCCAGCUGUGAGUGGACCUGUUUAGGUUCUGUUGGGUUCUGAAGUUCCUUCAGAAUCUUUGUGUUCUGCUGGAUUCUGGCUUUUGUUUCUUUUUUUUUUUUUGCUCUGAACUUUUUUCAUCCCGUUCGGACUUUGUUCUGGACGUGUUCUACAGAGUUCUGACCGUUUACUCUCACCCUCUACUUUGCAAAGUUCUGACCAAGUUCUGAAGUGUUUUUGCAAGAACCAUGCUGUUCUCCAGCAGCCUCCUGCAGCAGUGCUUCUUCGCCGUCUUCCUGCUCUGCUCUCCGGUUCCGUACGCGGGCCGACCCGUCGACACCAGCAGCAGAAUGCGCCGCUCCGUCAGCGAAACGCAGCUCAUGCACGACAAAGGCCGGAUGCUGCACGGAUUCCGUCGCAUCGUCUACCUGCAAGACCUUCUGGACGCCCUCCACACAGGCGACGCCUUGUCGGUCCGAAGCGCCGGGGUCGGAGGCAGCGGGCUGCCCGGACCCAGCCUCGGCGUCAACCCCAGCACCACGGGCAGCACCCUCCAGUCCAAACCCCCCGGAGGAACCAAGAACCUCCCCAUCACCUUCCAGGUGGAGGAGGAGGAGGGAACCAACCUGCCGCAGGAGACCAACAAGUCGCAGCCGUACAAAGACAGCACGCAGAAGCUCCCCGGAAAGAGGAAGAGGAAGGGCAAGUCUGGCAGGAGGAAGGAGGGGGAGAAGAGGAAGAGGACGGUGCGCUCCAUAUGGCGGAGGCUGGAGGAGGAAGCUGGGAGCGGACUCCACCUGGAGUGGAGGUCUCUGCUGGGCGUGCAGAGGGCGCUGCAGUGAGACGCCGUCAGACGCUGACGAAG
Molecule: messenger RNA, 984 nt
Organism: Cyprinodon variegatus (sheepshead minnow)
Lineage: Eukaryota; Metazoa; Chordata; Actinopteri; Cyprinodontiformes; Cyprinodontidae
Gene: pthlha
Product: parathyroid hormone-related protein-like
Exons: 3
Coding region: 368-961 (197 amino acids)
Biological process (GO): osteoblast development; adenylate cyclase-activating G protein-coupled receptor signaling pathway; bone mineralization
Cellular component (GO): extracellular region
Molecular function (GO): hormone activity; peptide hormone receptor binding
Source: RefSeq, a predicted model, not a curated record